Molecule: messenger RNA, 2028 nt
Organism: Portunus trituberculatus (swimming crab)
Lineage: Eukaryota; Metazoa; Arthropoda; Malacostraca; Decapoda; Portunidae
Exons: 5
Coding region: 194-1561 (455 amino acids)
Source: RefSeq, a predicted model, not a curated record
AGACGCGUGUGAGAGCCGUGACGUCACAGCGCUCGGUGACGUCACAGGGUCCGGAAGGAAGACAUGAGGCUGGAGCAAAAAAAAUGAGCACAUGUUAGUCAGUCACUUGGGUGCUGCCGCUUCGAGCACACGGAAGAGGACAAUGAAGUGAGAGAUGAUACAGACUCGCAAAGUAACAUCACGUCCUUCCUAAAUGCUCUCUUGGGCGUCUCGAUGGCUUCUGUGGGCGGUGUGGUGUGGAUGGGCGUCAAGGUGGGUGUGGGCCUCCAUCCCUUCCACCUCAACACUCCCUCUAUCGCCUCCACAUCCUCCAUCCGCCCGCCUGCUUUCUCUCCACCAAGAACCACGUGGCGAUGUUUACAGAUUGUCAAAGAAAACGAACCUGACUGGAAGGUUUGAAAGGGACACUUCUUCAUUUUCUGCUCCUCUCACGAUACCGUCUAAUGAUACAGAUGAAGUGAUGGUGAGGACUAUGAGAGAGGAAGGAAAUGGGGAUGGUGAUGAUGGUGAUGCUGGAAAGUCGGGUCAGCUCUUCGUCCCAGGUCAAGUUCCUGCCGGGGUCACGGUCACCACCAGCCCGGGAGGUCGUCACGUGAUACAGAUUCCGCCGGGGAUGAAGUGGCGCGACGUGGAGGGCUCGCUGACCAACCCCGAGGCGCGGAAGACGUGGCGGGAGAUCUUCAACGUGGUACUGUCCCUGCGGCGAGAAGAGGAGAAGAAACUCUUGAUGAACGUCACAGACAACCCCCUCACCAUCACGCCAGUCCGUUCAGCCGAUGUCAACAUUCCUAUGUCCAUCACUCUUCCUGAAAUUGAGGAAACAAUAAAAACUGCGGACUUGAAACGGCUGAAAAAGAUGAAAAAACGCCUUCGAAAGCUCAUCCGCCAAGCCAGACGGAAUCAACGAAAGCUGCUUCUUCGCGUCCCCAGCAGCGUAGGCAAUCCUCCGCCAGGGAUCAGCGUCAUUUCAGCCUCCGGAGGCGAGCAGGUGAUACAAAUACCCAAUACUGUCAAGUGGAGCGAAGUGAGAGGCUCCUUCCCAAGCGCAGCGGAGAACGAAGUGUGGCGCCAAAUCUUUCGGUCCCGCGACGCAAGCACUAAGAUGAUUCGUGAGAGCGUGGAUGAGGUGCUGGCGGGAAACUGGCUGGUGUCGGACGAGAUUGAGAAACGUAGUGCUCAGAUUCGGAUGAAGGGAAAAGUGAAGGAUAAGAAGCCAUCCAAGAAUAACAAUGGUAAGAUGAAAGACAAGGGGAAAAAUAAGAACUUGAUGGCUUUGAGACGGAGAGUGAAAAAUCGCUUGAAAAAACAGUAUUUGCUGAAGAUGACCAGGAGGAAAAUGAAAAAUCGGAUGAAGAAUUUUAAAAGGAAAAUGAAAAAUAAAGCAAAAAAGAAGAAGGCCAAGGGAAAAAUUAAAGAUAGAAAGCCAAAUCAAAACUUGGUGAAAAUCGGAAAUAAGGAAAUGGAAAAUAAAAUAAAAAUAAUACUUUGUCUAAGAAUGGAAACCGUUUCAAAGGAAGCAAGAAAAGAAACAAAAACAAGAAGAAAAGAAGAAAGUGGAUAACAAGAGGAGGAACAAACAACCUCAACAAAAACAAGAAGAAAAGAAGAAAGUGGAUAACAAGAGGAGGAAAAAACAAACUCAAGAAAAACAAUAAAAAGAAAGAGCGUAAGAGGAACAAGAAGAGAAACAAAGGAAAAGACAAGAAACGGAAACAAAACAUACACAAACUUAUAGACAAAGCAUUGGGUCGAAAAAAGAAAAUAAACAAGGAGAUGAAGAAACUGAAGAAGAAAAUCAAGAAAAAGAAACAGAGAAUGAAGGAAGCCAAUAAAACAAGAAACAAGGAAAAGAACAAAAAGAACAAAGAGGAAACGAGGGAUCUACAAAAACCAACGACAGAUUUGAAUGAAAAAGAAAACGGGAAUAACACAUUUUCUCUUACCAAAGAAAACGGAAAUCCCAGAAAAGGAGAAAAACUGAAAAUUAAGAAAAAGAAGAAAAAAGACAAAAAUAAACAAAUGAAGAGG